UUUCCUCUUCAGGUGAUCGCGCCGGGUGAGGUGGAGCGCGCUGUGGAUGAGAUCGCAAUACUGCGCUACGGUAUAUGGAAUCAACAUGUUACAGAGGAUUGCAGAAGUCUGCGCGGUGUGCUUCUGGUUACUGUCAGCCGUCUGCUGUCUGGAUCAGCCCUCUCGGGCCCCCCAGUUCCUGGCCCAGCCUCUCUCCACCUUCCAGAAGUAUGGCGGCUCCGUAACGCUCAGCUGCGCGGUGGACCCGGCCGACGCCGUGAUCUUCUGGCGACUGAACGGCGUGCAGCUGGGAGGCGUCCCGGGGGUCCUGGUGUCCGGAGGGAGCCUGGUCAUCGCAAGCCUGAACAACGACACCGCCGGGAGGUACCAGUGCAUCGCCCAGACCGCGGCCGGAGCCAUGGCCAGUGUGCCGGCCAUCGUAGCCUUGGCCAAUCUGCAAGACUUCAAAUCGGACACGCAGCACGUGAUCGAGGUGGACGAAGGGAACACGGCGGUGAUCGCCUGUAACCUGCCCGAGAGUCACCCCAAAGCUCAAGUGCGGUACAGCGUCAAGCAGGAAUGGCUGGAGACCUCCAGAGAUAAUUACCUUAUCAUGCCCUCGGGGAAUCUACAGAUCGUCAACGCCACCCAGGAAGACGAAGGAACGUACCAAUGCGCGGCAUACAACCCUGUGACGCAGGAAGUGAAGACGUCCGUCUCCAGCGACCGCCUGCGAGUACGACGCUCUAUAUCGGAGGUGGCUCGGAUCAUCUACCCUCCUGUGGCUCAAACCAUCAUAGUCACCAAGGGCCAGAGCCUCUUCCUGGAGUGCGUGGCCAGUGGAAUGCCGCCGCCAAGAAUCACAUGGGCCAAGGACGGGUCCGACAUCAUUGAACAGAACAAGACGCGCUUCCUGCUCAGCAAUCUCCUGAUAGAGUCUACGAGUGAGGAGGAUUCUGGGACAUAUACCUGUACAGCCAGUAAUGGAAUGGGAGAUGGAGGCUUGGCAUUCAUCUUCUAUAACGUACAGGUUUUUGAGCCGCCUGAAGUCAGAAUGGAGAUGUCCCUGCAGAUGGUCUCCUGGGGCCAGACGGCAAAGUUUACCUGUGAGGUGAACGGCAAUCCACCUCCAUCCGUGGUGUGGCUGCGGAACGCGGUGCCUGUUGUUCCUACCCCGAAACACCGGAUCUCCCUGAAGGUUCUUCGGGUCAGCAGCGUGGGGCCAGAGGACGAUGGCAUUUACCAGUGUAUGGCAGAGAAUGAAGUAGGAAGUGCUCAAGCUUUGACAUUGCUGAUGACCACCAAGACAGGAACCCUGGUAAGCCCUGGACUGGAUGUGAUUACCUGGACUCCAACAGAGGCACCUAUCCCCGAUGACAAACAACUGCUCCUGAAGGCUCAAAUAAAGCCAAGACCACCAACACCAGGAUCGCCGACUCCUUGCCCAUCUGAUAAGACCAUCCUCCAGCCGGAGGCUCCCAUAAUCCUCAGCAGUCCCCGAACAUCUAAGACCGAUUUCUAUGAACUAGUGUGGAAGCCCAGACACAAUAGCAAAGCCACAAUCCAGUACUACACCGUGAAACACCGCAAGGUGGGGAACGUGUCUGAUGAGUGGACCUUUUACCGAGUUCCUGGCUCUCAAAAUCGCCUGACGCUCACCAAGCUGGACCCUGGAAGCUUAUAUGAAGUGGAGAUGGCGGCUUACAACUGCGUCGGAGAAGGACAGACGUCCAUGAUGACCUUCCGGACAGGGCGACGUCCGAAACCCGACAUCAUAGCCAGCAAAGAGGCGCAGAUUCAGAAGGACGACCCGGGGACCAGCACGCAAAGCAGCAACCAGUCCGACAAUAACCGCCUGUCCCCUCCGGAGGCUCCGGACCGACCCACCAUCUCUGCAGCCUCUGAGACCUCCGUGUACGUGACCUGGAUCCCAAGGGGCAACGGCGGAUUUCCCAUCCAGUCUUUCCGGGUGGAGUACAAGAAGCUGAAACAGCAGGGCGACUGGAUCCUGGUGACCAGGGACGUCCCGCCGUCGCGACUGUCUGUAGAGAUCACCGAUCUGGAGAAAGGGAUGUCGUACAAGUUCCGGGUUAGGGCAAUGAACAUCCUGGGGGAGAGUCAGCCAAGCGCAGCUUCUAAACCCUAUAUGGUAUCUGGAUACACCAACCGCAUCAACGAUCGUCCGGUCACGGGACCCUACAUCACCUUCACCGAGGCCAUCAACGAGACCACCAUAAUGCUGAAAUGGAUGUACGUUCCAUCGAGUAACAACAACACUCCCAUUCACGGCUUCUACAUCUACUACCGACCAACCGAUAGCGACAACGACAGCGAUUAUAAGAAGGACGUGGUGGAAGGGGACCGCUAUUGGCACUCCAUCAGUCACCUGCAGCCGGAGACGUCAUAUGAUAUCAAGAUGCGGUGUUACAACGAGGGAGGGGAGAGCGAAUUCAGCAACGUCAUGAUCUGCGAGACCAAAGCUCGCAAGUCGUCCUCUCAGCCGGGCCGGCCUCCGCAGUCCGUGGUGCUGACAGCCCCGCCUCCCCCGAGCAGGGGCGGGGCCCUGGGUACGGCCACCGUCGCCCGAUCCAGCGACCUUCCUUACCUGAUCGUUGGCGUGGUCCUGGGUUCCAUCGUCCUUCUCAUUGUGGCGUUCACCCCCAUCUGCCUGUGGAGGGCGCUGUCCAAGCAGAAGCAAACCACCGACAUCACAUUUCCAAGUUCCGGCAUCCUGAACUCCUCUUGCCAGUACACCAUGGUCCCGUUAAGGGGGACCCCCGCCGUCAGCACCAUCCCGCAUUCCAACGGGGCAUUCGAGAACGGAGCGUGUCCACCCGCCAAGCUGAUUUAUUCUGGAGGAAAGCAGAGGGACUAUUGCUCCAAGGUACGGCUCCAGGAGGAGGCCAGCACACUGCUCUCAGGAAGCGAAGCCGGACCUACAGAACCAAGAGACCAUCCACAGCCGUCAGGGCUGUGUCGGGCUCAGUCUUGUGAGAUGAACGUAUUGUACGAGGACGAGACAACCCAUCCCCACGUUGAGGUCUCCCACCCCGAGGAUGGCACUUCUGUCCAAGAUGGGAGCCAAUUCCCCAUUCUCGACGUGCCCACUGAGAAGCUGCUGAGUCAAGGAGCCAUGACGCUCAGUUUGCAGAGCACGCUGGGUCUUCCGAGCGCAGUGCUGCCUGUGCUUCAUUCAAUGAGCCAGACGGUUCCAUCGCUGCUGAAGGGGGAGGGCGCCACUCAUAUCUAA
Molecule: messenger RNA, 3229 nt
Organism: Nanorana parkeri
Lineage: Eukaryota; Metazoa; Chordata; Amphibia; Anura; Dicroglossidae
Gene: BOC
Product: BOC cell adhesion associated, oncogene regulated
Exons: 18
Coding region: 47-3229 (1060 amino acids)
Biological process (GO): nervous system development; cell-cell adhesion; axon guidance
Cellular component (GO): plasma membrane; axon
Molecular function (GO): protein binding
Source: RefSeq, a predicted model, not a curated record